CGUAACGUGAGGACUAUGGUUUGCUCAGUGCAAUUCCAGCGUGCAGCUAUAAAAACUUGACGGAAUUCGACUCGAGGAUCAAACUCUUCUACCACUGCCGCAAACUAGGUAGCUCGCUUUCUAGCUAGUUUGCGAGCAAGCAAACUCUUAUUUCCGUCUCAGUAGCUAACCAGUGACAGUCACGACGCUGCGGGCCUGUGUAAGUGGAAAACGAAUCUUCAUUCAGGAAGUCAAACUGUAUGUCUUUGCAAGACAAACCGAAAGUCUGAACACCCGGAGGCGGACUUAUGUUUUUGAAAAACGUGGACUUUUCUACAGGGGGCCGAAAUUCCGUGGUAUUUCCUCGCCUCUCUCGGACAUGGAGAUGUGGCCCAGGCUGUAGACGCAAGCUAGGCCCGGAGAACCGCCCCCGUCAUUCAUUUUAAAGGUACUGAUCGUCAAUGCCGGGCUCGUCGAUGAAGGAGUGCAGCGAGUGCAAUCACACGGUACUGUCUAACCCAUAAUGCCAUCGUCCAUGCGAAAAGGAGCUCUGAAGGACCCCGAGCUCGCCGACCUCUUCUUCAAGGAUGACCCUGAGGAAGUCUUCUGCGACCUGCACGAAAUCGGCCAUGGGAGUUUCGGGGCGGUGUACUUUGCCCGAAACUCCUACUCCAACGAGGUGGUGGCCAUCAAAAAGAUGUCCUACAACGGGAAGCAGACCACAGAGAAAUGGCAGGACAUCAUCAAAGAGGUCAAGUUCUUGGAACAGCUGCGACACCCCAACACCAUCGAAUACAAAGGCUGCUACUUGAAAGACAACACUGCCUGGUUGGUGAUGGAGUACUGCCUGGGUUCUGCUUCAGAUUUGUUAGAGGUUCACAAGAAACCCCUCCAAGAGGUUGAAAUUGCUGCCAUUACCCAUGGUGCCUUGCUGGGACUUGCUUACCUACAUUCCCAUAACAUGAUUCACAGAGAUGUGAAAGCUGGAAAUAUCCUACUGACUGAGCCAGGUCAGGUCAAACUGGCAGACUUUGGGUCUGCCUCCAUAGCGUCUCCUGCCAAUUCCUUUGUGGGAACACCUUAUUGGAUGGCUCCGGAAGUGAUCCUCGCCAUGGACGAAGGGCAGUACGACGGGAAGGUGGACAUCUGGUCUUUGGGGAUCACCUGCAUUGAGCUAGCGGAGCGCAAGCCCCCUCUGUUCAACAUGAACGCUAUGAGUGCCUUAUAUCACAUCGCCCAGAACGACUCUCCCACGCUGCAGUCCAACGAAUGGUCUGACCCCUUCCGAAGCUUUGUUGACUACUGCCUACAGAAAAUUCCUCAGGACAGACCCCCCUCAGCGGAGCUGUUGCGACAUGAAUUUGUUCGGCGAGAGCGUCCUCCUCGGGUACUGAUUGAUCUCAUCCAGAGGACCAAGGAUGCAGUCCGGGAGCUGGACAACUUGCAGUACCGCAAGAUGAAGAAGAUCCUGUACCAGGAGAAGCACAACGGGCCCAUGGGCGAGUCCCAGGAAGAGGAGGAGGACAGUGAACCGGCUAGCUGUAAAAUGAAUAGCCUGGGCAGCAACCACUCGAUCCCCAGCACCUCAGUCAGCACUGGCAGCCAGAGCAGCAGCAUCAACAGCAUGCAGGAGGUGAUGGACGAGAGCAGCUCUGACAUGACCAUGAUGCAUGACUAUGACAGCACCUUGGAGUCCUCUGCAGUCCCCAAAAAGGACCAUGCGUUCAUAAGGGAUGAGGCGGCGCACCGGGACCCCAGGCCUGAGCUGCGGCCUUCUUCCUCCGACAAGAGCCAGGCGCACAACUACAAGAACCGGGAGCGCUUCGCCACCAUCAAAUCAGCGUCGCUGGUUACGAGGCAGAUCCACGAGCAUGAGCAGGAGAACGAGCUGCGGGAACAGAUGUCGGGCUACAAGCGGAUGCGACGGCAGCACCAGAAGCAGCUGAUCGCGCUGGAGAACAAGCUGAAGGCCGAGAUGGACGAGCACCGGCUCAAGCUGCAGAAGGAGGUGGAGACGCAGGCCAACAACGCCUACAUCGAGCUGGAAAAGCUGGCCAAGAAGCAUGCCAUCUACACUGAGAAAGAGAUGAAGACAGCAGCAGCAGAUGAGAAGAAGUUCCAGCAGCAGAUCAUGGCCCAGCAGAAGAAGGAGCUGACCACCUUCUUGGAUAACCAGAAGAAGCAGUACAAACUCUGCAAGGAGAAGAUAAAAGAGGAGAUGAACGAGGACCACAGCACGCCCAAGAAGGAGAAACAGGAGCGGCUUUCCAAACACAAGGAAAACAUGCAGCACUCACAGGCAGAGGAGGAGGCCCAACUCCUCAGCCAGCAGAGGGUCUUCUAUGACAGGAACUGUCGCGCUUUCAAGCGCAAGAUCAUGGUCAAGAGGCACGAGUUUGAACAGGAGCAGUUACGAGAGGAGCUGAACAAAAAGAAGACCCAGAAGGAGAUGGAGCACGCCAUGCUGAUCCGGCACGAUGAGUCCACGCAGGAGCUGGAGCAGCGGCAGCUGAAGACACUGCAGAAACUGCGCAUGGACCUGAUCCGGCUGCAGCACCAGACAGAGCUGGAGAACCAGAUCGAGUACAACAACCGGCGGGAGCGCGAGCUGCACAGGAAGCACGUCAUGGAGCUCCGACAGCAGCCCAAGAACCUCAAGGCCAUGGAGAUGCAGAUCAAAAAGCAGUUCCAGGACACGUGUAAAGUGCAGACCAAGCAGUACAAAGCACUGAGGAACCACCAGCUGGAGGUCACUCCAAAGAGCGAGCACAAGACCAUCCUGAAGGCACUGAAGGAGGAGCAGACGCGCAAGCUGGCCAUCCUGGCCGAACAGUACGAGCAGAGCAUCAACGAGAUGAUGGCCUCCCAGGCGUUGCGGCUGGAUGAGGCCCAGGAAGCCGAGUGCCAAGCGCUGAGGCACCAGCUCCAGCAGGAGAUGGAGCUGCUCAACGCCUACCAGAGCAAGAUCAAGAUGCAGACGGAGGCACAGCACGAGCGGGAGCUGCAGAAGCUGGAGCAGAAGGUGUCGCUGCGCCGAGCCCAUCUUGAACAAAAGAUUGAAGAGGAGCUGGCUUCGCUUCAGAAGGAACGCACUGAACGGAUCAAGCACAUGCUGGAUCGCCAAGAAAGGGAGAUCGACUCGUUUGACAUGGAGAGCGUCCGGCUGGGGUUCGGAAACUUGGGUGCUUUAGACUACCCCAAGGAGGACUAUAGAUGAAACAAGAUUUUUUUGCCAUAAUACCUUGUCCACUUCUCCUUAAAGACGGGCUCUUUGCUACUGACGUCACUUUUGGACUAGUGCCUGUGCUGUCCUCAACUAUCAGGGGCCCCCCCCUUUGUCACAUUACAAGAUAAAAUGCUGGAUGACUCUCUAGGUGGUCUUUUAAAACAAAUGUCACAGUAUUGAUGUUUCUUGUGCAAUGAUAACUUUUUUUGGUGAAACUGAAAAAACACACACCAGUGGAUGUAUGUUGCUUAAGGACCAUGCAUUAGAGAUGAUUUGUCAGGCUGUGCAAAAAGAAAACAAACUUAAAUGACAUUCUCCUGCAGCCUUAUAUUGUACGCUGCUUCUCACUCUUUUUGGUAUUUAUUCAUCAGGAAAUUUUAUUAAGAUUGAGCAAUUUGAUACGUUUAAAUAUGAAUUCAUGAUGUACAUAUUGGUAGUUGUGUACGUUAUUCUGGAGAAAAUGUGAUUAUAGAAUGCGGCUCGGGGGCAGUUACGCCCUAGCAUUUAACUGUAUCAUAAUCAUUUUCUGCAGUGGCAGACAAUGUGAAUACCAUAUGUGAUUCCCAACACCCAGGUAGCACAUAGGGCUUGGGAUGGUCAUGUAUUUUGUGUAUAGAAGGAUUUAUGGAGAGCUUUUACUUAUUUUCAUAUUGUAUUUUAACUGGUCCUCAAAUCAAUUUUUUAAAUGAUGAUUUUUUUUUCCUUUGUUCAGUAUUUGGAGUUUAAUCGGUCAGUGGGAUCUUCUAUUUGAACUUCCAUCUAGAUCAUUAUUAUUGCUUUAACCACACUUAAAGCUGUG
Messenger RNA from Megalops cyprinoides (Indo-Pacific tarpon), 4004 nucleotides. RefSeq names its product TAO kinase 3a (gene taok3a). The transcript is spliced from 21 exons. Gene Ontology annotation, biological process: protein phosphorylation; execution phase of apoptosis. NCBI's taxonomy places the organism in Eukaryota, Metazoa, Chordata, Actinopteri, Elopiformes, Megalopidae. Bases 503 to 3196 code for a protein of 897 amino acids. Gene Ontology annotation, molecular function: ATP binding; protein kinase activity. The record is from RefSeq and is a predicted model, not a curated record.